This is a messenger RNA of Puntigrus tetrazona (Sumatra barb), 684 nucleotides long. RefSeq lists its product as uncharacterized. The record is from RefSeq and is a predicted model, not a curated record. The transcript is spliced from 4 exons. Bases 4 to 684 code for a protein of 226 amino acids. Lineage: Eukaryota; Metazoa; Chordata; Actinopteri; Cypriniformes; Cyprinidae.
UUGAUGAACUUGGCAUGUCAGUCCACUUUAUGGAACUCACUGGGAUUGACCUCAAAGAGACAUUCACACACGAAAUUUGGAAAUUUGAAAGGAAAAAGGCUUCUCGACUACUUGACCACAGUUUGUGUCAAUAAGAGCAAGAAAUUCCUUCAGAAUUAUGCAAGGUUUCAGAGGAUGCGGGGACCCCAGAGUGGCUGUUCAGAUGACGUGAUAGAGAUGACCCUGCUUCUGCUCAGCUACUUUGAUGAGGAGGAGGAGUCCAUGUUCUUCCAUGUAGAAGAUACAUGUCUGGCAGAAGAGGUCCAACUGGAGCAAGUGCCUCUGACACCCGUUGUUAUUGUCUGUGGACAGUCCUGCUAUUCCUCCACAAGGUACAUGCUGAGUCUGGAUCGAACCUUAUUAACACAAACAUCUCCUCCUUCAUUUCUGCACUGUGCCUCAUACCUGGGACUCCGGGACCUGGAGUCCGGCUCAGAGGUCCUGGUCUUAAUCCGGACCUUAACUGGGCCGGGACUCAAGACCGAGAGUCAGACCCAGACUAAGAUCUGGACUCGAGCCCGGUGUUUUUUCUCAAACCCAGAAAAAGGAACCAAAGUAGAGAAUAAAAACUCCAAGCGUCGUCUCAAUGUGAACCCUCGAGUCCUCACUCUGAUACAGGAACUCUCUGAUCACGAGUGGCGUUAA